This is a messenger RNA of Anneissia japonica, 2193 nucleotides long. RefSeq names its product arylsulfatase B-like. The transcript has 7 exons. The coding region runs from base 67 to 1635 and encodes 522 amino acids. Lineage: Eukaryota; Metazoa; Echinodermata; Crinoidea; Comatulida; Comatulidae. The record is from RefSeq and is a predicted model, not a curated record.
UUGUGUACUAAAGCUGCAAUUUCUAAAACAUUUUAUCACUUCUAAUCUAGAGUUUGUCCUGUAAAGAUGUCAUCAGUAAGAGUACCCGUGCUUUUACUAAUGGUCUGUUUAAGUCCUUACCUCAUCCAGGCUAAAUCGAAGUGGUCUAAUUCUCAGUCUGACUAUUCUAAGGAGAGUCAACCUAACGUUAUUUUCAUCUUGACAGAUGAUCAAGGGUACAGAGAUGUCGGCUACCAUGGGUCGUUGUUUGACACUCCAAUAAUUGACAAAUUGGCAGCUGAAGGGGUGAAGUUAGAAAACUACUAUGUCCAGCCAAUCUGUUCGCCGACUAGAUCACAGCUUAUGACGGGUCGAUACCAGAUUCGUUAUGGAUUGCAACAUGCUGUUCUUAACCCGUACGCACCGGCUUGCUUACCUACUGAUGAGGUGACACUAGCUCAGAAGAUGAAAGAAGCUGGUUACUCAACGCAUAUGAUUGGUAAAUGGCAUCUGGGUUUUUACGAAGAGGCGUGUCUUCCCAACAACAGAGGAUUCGAUACCUACUUGGGUCUUUUGGUGGGCGGAGGCUACCAUUUUAUCCAUUCUUUCCCGACAACUCAGCACUACGACUUCCAUCGGGACUUCUCACCUGCAAUAGAAUACAACGGCACUUACUCUACUCAUGUAUUUACUGAUGAAGCAAUCGACAUCAUAAACAACCAAGAUGAAGAUACGCCUUUUUUCAUGUACCUGUCCUACCAAGCACCCCACUCUCCUCUUGAGGUACCAGAGAGAUACAAGGACCCAUACCGCAGUAUAUUUAAUGAUGAAGACAGACUUAUCUACGCUGCUAUGGUAUCUUGUUUAGAUGAGGGUAUCGGAAACAUUACAGCUGCAUUGAAAGCUAAGGGAAUAUAUGACAACACUGUCAUAAUAUUUUCUAGUGAUAAUGGCGGACCUGAAGGCGAAGGUGAUGCGGGUAACAACUGGCCACUGCGCGGACUCAAGAACUCUAUGUUUGAGGGCGGUAUACGAGUUCUCGGAUUUGUUCACAGUCCACUGCUCUCCGACAAUGUCAAGGGAUCUGUUAGCAAUGAACUAAUUCACGUUAGUGACUGGUUCCCGACAAUCGUCGAAGGUAUCGCUGGUUAUAAUACAAACGGAACUAAGCCACUAGAUGGUGUGAACCAGUGGAAAUCUAUAAGAGGUGGAACGUGCUCUCCUAGAUUUGAGAUUUUGCACAAUAUCGACCCCCUUACAACUGUACCUGGUGGGGGCCGUGAUUGGGUGAUUGAGAUGAGUCCUUUCGACGUAACUAUCAAUGCGGCGAUAAGGUAUAGAGAUUGGAAACUUGUCACUGGAGAUGAUGGAAAGACAGGGUGGUAUGCACCCCCUGAUACUGGUAUCGAAUCGAUCGACGGUCCACCAACAACUGAACAAGUGGUCUGGUUGUACAAUGUUAAGAAAGAUCCAACAGAAAUGAAUGACCUGUCAGAUGAACACCCUGAAGUUGUUAAGUUCUUGUUAACAAAACUUCAGAAGUACUACUUAGACUCGACACCUGUAUAUUUCCCCGCCCAACAGCGAGGACAAGCUGACCCGUGCUUGAACGGCAACAACUGUAUCUGGGGACCAUGGACACCGGUGCAAACAUAAUAACUUGUAGGCCUACCAGACAUGGCUGUACAAUUAUUUUUUUAGAUAAACAAAAGUUAUUUUUAAGACACUUUUAAUAAAAGAACACGGAAUUAGUAUUCUUUCACAGUGUUAUUAAGAAGUAAUAAUGAUACUAUUAACAAUAAUAAUUAAACUAAUAAUUUGGUAUUUAGAUAUCACAUUUCGCACUUUGCUUCUAUGAGCUUUAAAUGAAUUAUAUUAAUAGUAUAAUACAUCACAUUUGUUGUGUACAAUUUAAAAAAAAAUAGAAUAUAAUCUGUUAUCAAAAGGUGUAAGGGUCGAUGUUGAUAAUGUUUGGAGCCUUGAUAAUAACAAUAAUAAAUUAUAACAAAUAGGCCUAACCAUGAUAAAAAUAGUCAGAUAAUAAAAAAACAUAUGAAAGGCCGGCCUCUUCAGAAAAACGUCACAGAUAAGAAAAGCAUUUACAUACUUAAUAGUACGACAAAGACCAUUAACAUUAUCCACAAAGAUAUAAAGAUUGUAGAUUCAGCUUAAAAAUUAAAUGAGCAACAUUUAAAAAAAUAACUGUGGUUAAAA